Molecule: messenger RNA, 2073 nt
Organism: Hordeum vulgare subsp. vulgare (domesticated barley)
Lineage: Eukaryota; Viridiplantae; Streptophyta; Magnoliopsida; Poales; Poaceae
Product: endoglucanase 24
Exons: 6
Coding region: 77-1672 (531 amino acids)
Biological process (GO): carbohydrate metabolic process
Molecular function (GO): hydrolase activity, hydrolyzing O-glycosyl compounds
Source: RefSeq, a predicted model, not a curated record
ACGCGCGCGAGCAGCCGGAGGAAGGAGGUUCUGAGCGGGCGGCGAAUGCGAUAGGAGGAAGGGAGGGGAGGGCGAGAUGGGGUCCAAGACCAAGGGGUGCUGCGGGUGGCUGAUCGUGGCGCUGGUGCUGGCGCUGGUCGCCACGGCGGCGGUGGUGGCCAUCAUGAAGCGGAAGCCCGGAGGAGGCGGAGGGGGCCGGAGCCGGCCGCCCAAGCCGCUCCCCGUCCCCGGCCCGCCCGGGGACGUCGACUCCAAGUACGGCGACGCGCUCGGGGUCGCGCUCCAGUUCUUCCAGGUCCAGAAGGCGGGGAAGUUGGUGGACAACCAGAUCCCGUGGCGGGGGGACUCUGCGCUGACCGAUGGGAAGGAAGCCAAGCUGGAUCUCUCCAAGGGGCUGUACGAUGCCGGGGAUCAUAUGAAGUUCACCUUCCCCAUGGCCUUCACGGCGACGGUGCUCGCGUGGUCGGUGCUCGAGUACGGGGAUCAGAUGACCGCCGCCAAGCAGCUGGACCCAGCGCUUGAUGCGCUCCGGUGGGUCACCGAUUUCCUCAUCGCCGCACAUCCUUCGGACAACGUGUUCUACAUUCAGGUUGGUGAUCCUGAUCUAGAUCACGACUGCUGGCAAAGGCCAGAAACAAUGACUGAGAAAAGGCCGCUCACACAGAUUAACCCAAAGAACCCUGGGUCAGAUAUCGCUGCUGAGGCAGCAGCAGCCCUGGCGGCAGCAUCGAUGGUUUUCAAAUCCAGUGACACUACAUAUUCUGAUUCACUUCUUCAACAUGCCCAGAAGUUAUUUACUUUUGCUGAUACUUAUAAAGGCAUCGCCAGCGACACCUAUCCAAAGCUUCAGAAGUACUAUAAUUCUACUGGUUAUGUCGAUGAGCUCCUCUGGGCAGCAAGUUGGCUCUAUCAUGCCACAGGAGAUCAGACAUAUCUCAGUUAUGUGACUGUACAGAACGGGAAAGAUUAUGCUGAUUGGGGAAGGCCCACAUGGUUCAGCUGGGAUGACAAGCUCCCAGGGACACAGAUCCUUUUGUCCAGAGUUAAUUUCUUUGGAUCCAAAGAGAUAUCUAAUGCUGAAAACAGUGGACUCAAAAUGUACAGAGACACUGCUGAGGCCGUCAUUUGUGGGCUUCUACCAGAUUCUCCAUCAGCCACUGGUAGCAGGACUAGCGGAGGGCUGGUAUGGAUAAGUGGGUGGAAUUCUCUGCAGCAUGGCAUAAAUGCAGCAUUCCUUGCUGUUGUUUACAGCGACUACAUGCUGACAUCACAAACAGCCGCAGUGGAGUGCAGUGGAAAGUAUUUUAGCCCGACAGAUAUUCGCAAUUUCGCUAUAUCACAGGCAAAUUACGUACUGGGUGACAACACAAUGAAGCUUAGCUACCUGGUGGGAUAUGGGAGCAACUAUCCACAGCAGGUACACCAUAGGGGGGCAUCCAUCCCCGCGGAUGCGAAAACGGGCUGCAAGGGGUUCGAGUACCUCCACUCAUCCAGCCCGAACCCGAAUGUCGCCAUGGGGGCCGUUGUUGGCGGGCCAUUUCAGAAUGACACUUUCGUGGACUUGCGCGACAAUGCGGUGCAGACAGAGUCCAGCACUUACAACAGCGGCACCUUCGUCGGCCUACUGGCUGGCCUGGUCACCACCUCGUCCGUCGCAAAGACAUUCACCUAGAGCUCUUUCUCAAGCAACGACAAUGGUGGCUUUUAUCAACCCGGGAAGCAUAUACAAUUAGAGGAAUGUUUUUUUUUUUUUGGUUCCAAGUGACGGUAAUGCGCAAUCCAGUGAGACCUGUUUCAGAUUUGUUCAUUGGCCGUCACUUAGGUGGGUGAUUAGCAGUAGUCAUUAGUGCCACAUUACUCUUGCUUGUAUAAUACAUAUAUGGUAAUUUUUACCAUGUGGUCAACUCCUAUCUGGUUUGCUGGUGUACCUGUUGUAGCUAUGGGUAUUGUAUUUGUAGGGCAGAUAUCAUUUGUUCAUUCAGAGGUGGUUUUUGGUACGUAGCCCUGAUGAUUGUUCUGUAAUGCCUUACCAAUGGAACAAGCAUAUAUUCACGUGCGUGUGUAAUUUUCUUA